Messenger RNA from Spinacia oleracea (spinach), 1941 nucleotides. Lineage: Eukaryota; Viridiplantae; Streptophyta; Magnoliopsida; Caryophyllales; Amaranthaceae. The record is from RefSeq and is a predicted model, not a curated record.
CUUAUCUCAAUUGAAAAAAAGCCUGCUAUUAUAUUUUCCCAAGAGCCGCAAAACUCAAUUUUAAUCAUCCUCUCAUCAUAUUCUCCAAUCUUUUGCCUCAAUUUUCUCUCUCCUAGGGUUUUUGUUUCAAUUAUUUCGUAAUUAUUCCGGGGUCUUUGUUUUUCUGGAAGAUCGGAUUGUUGGUUGGAGAUACUGGUUUUGGUUCAUUCUUUGAUUUUCCAUUUAUCUUGAAGAGUGAAUGUUCUAAUGGAAUCAAAAGGUGGUAAAGACGAUUCCAGUAGUAGUAGUAGUAAAUCAUUGUUAUACGCCGCACCACUCGCCUACACCAUUGAAGACGUUCGACCAAAGGGAGGAGUCAAGAAAUUCAGAUCAGCUGCUUACUCAAACUGCUCUCGCAAACCAUCCUGAUAUACCCUAACUAGUUCUUGCUCCGCCACUUUACAGUGGUCUUUUUAUUUUUUGCUUUAGAUAUUACUACUUUUAAUUUUAGGUCCCUUUCUUCUUCUGUUUACCUCUGCCCCCUGCACCUCCUCUUUGCGACUGUAAGAAGUUCUUCUAGUAUUUGUAGCCAUGACGGUUCCCAUGGUUGGAGACAACAAUAACAACAACAACAACGAAAUGGCAAUUUCUGCUAUUGGAUUCGAAGGGUUCGAGAAGAGGCUAGAGAUCACGUUCUUUGAGCCCAGUAUCUUUGUCGAUCCUGAAGGGAAGGGUCUCCGUGCUUUGUGUAAGGCACAGUUGGAUGAGAUUCUUGGCCCUGCUGAGUGCACCAUUGUCGAUUCUCUGGCAAAUGAAAGUGUAGACUCUUAUGUUCUAUCAGAGUCAAGCCUCUUUAUUUACGCAUACAAGAUCAUCAUCAAAACUUGUGGGACAACUAAGCUGCUUCGUGCAAUUCCUCCUAUUUUGAGGUUGGCUGGAAGCCUGUCACUUGACGUCAAAUCUGUCCGUUAUACCCGUGGCAGUUUCAUUUUCCCUGGUGCUCAAUCUUACCCUCACCGGAGCUUCUCAGAGGAAGUAGCUGUUCUUGAUGGUUACUUUGGUAAGCUUGCGGCAGGCAGCAAGGCUUUUGUGAUGGGGGACCCUGCAAAGCCCCAAAAGUGGCAUGUUUACUCUGCAUCUGCUGAAACGAUCAGCUUUGAGGAGCCAGUAUAUACUCUUGAAAUGUGCAUGACUGGUCUUAAGAAGGAGAAGGCUUCAGUCUUCUUCAAAUCUCAAUCGCCCAAUGCUGCUGUUAUGACGGAAAGUUCUGGUAUUCGGAAAAUUCUUCCAGACUCAAAGAUAUGCGACUUUGAUUUCGAACCCUGUGGUUAUUCCAUGAAUGCUAUUGAAGGACCUGCGAUCUCUACCAUCCACAUUACCCCAGAAGAUGGCUUCAGCUAUGCUAGCUUUGAAGCUGUUGGUUAUGACUUGAAGAAAACUGAUUUGAACCAGCUGGUGGAGAGGGUCCUUGCUUGCUUUGAACCAAGCGAGUUUAGCAUUGCUAUUCAUGCUGAGAUUGCUGCUAACUCUAUGGAGCACAACUGUUACGUUAAUGUGAACGGAUACAGUCGUGAAGAGGGAGGCAUUGAAGAGCUCGGAUUUGGCGCUGCUUCUGUAUUCUACCAGAAGUUCUGCAAGGCGUCCACUGGAUUUGGCGCCACCAACAAGCCAAAGCCAGCUCUUAAGUGCUGCUGGAAAGAGGACAAAUUUGAAGAAGAAAAGGAUUAUUAAGUACCUUUUCCUUUCAUGUUUUAUGGUUUUAUCUUUUUUUUCAUUGAAUAAGAUUCAGGUCUUCAUCCUGAUGGGUUGUUUCUAAGUACUCUUGUGAUUUUUCGGAUAUUUUCUCGGUUCCAUUCUGGAACAUAUUAUCAUCAUCUAUCUAUCAUUUAAAUUGUACUCGGAUUAUGUCAUUAUUACUCCGUACUAUAUAAUGAUUAUUAUUAAUACUAUUAUACUUACUAA